Messenger RNA from Chenopodium quinoa (quinoa), 1199 nucleotides. RefSeq names its product probable ribosome-binding factor A, chloroplastic. Bases 164 to 811 code for a protein of 215 amino acids. The transcript has 4 exons. Gene Ontology annotation, molecular function: ribosomal small subunit binding. The record is from RefSeq and is a predicted model, not a curated record. NCBI's taxonomy places the organism in Eukaryota, Viridiplantae, Streptophyta, Magnoliopsida, Caryophyllales, Amaranthaceae. Gene Ontology annotation, biological process: rRNA processing; ribosome biogenesis.
AAAAUUUGGUCCAUGAAAAACAACAUCCAAUUAAAAACCCAAAUCUUUCAAAUUCUAUCUCUUUACUUCCAACAACAAAAAAUGGCUAACAGAUGAAGCAGAAACACCAGCAGCAACAAAGAAAGAAGAAGAAAACACAACUUUAAAGAAGAAGAGAGAGAAAAUGACUCAUCUUCUUCUCCUACACCAUCUCCCCUACUUCCCUACAUUACCAUCAUCAUCAAAGUUGUUUUCAAUGGGAAAAUCAACGGUUGGAUUGUGCACCCACAGGAACAGUUUCCGUGUACCUGAGCAACAGAGAAUGAAAACCAUAAAAUGUAUGGCAAAUCCAAGAAGAGUAGCAAUGGUUGCUAAACAAAUAAGAAGGGAGCUUUCAGAUAUGUUGCUGACCGACACCAAUUUGCAAUUCGCUGUUCUGCCCGAAGCUGCCCUUGGUGCUGACCGUUAUCUUUCUUCUGUUACCACCAUUAGUGAUGUUGAAGUUUCCGCUGAUUUGCAGGUUGUCAAAGUUUAUGUGUCGAUUUUUGGCGAUGAAAGAGGACGUGAAGUUGCCCUUGCUGGCCUAAAAGCUAAGGCAAAAUAUGUGCGGGGUAAACUUGGAAAGCGCAUGAAGUUGAGGCUGACUCCUGAAAUUCGAUUUCUAGAGGAUGAAUCUUUGGAACGAGGAAGUAGGGUUAUUGCGAUAUUGGAUAAGUUAAAGAACGAGAAUGAGCAAAAAGAUGCCAUAAGUUCUGAAGAAGAGGAAGAUCCGCCUUCUGAUGAUGAUAAUUGGGAGGAUGACAAUGAUGAAGGCAUUAUCUAUGUCAGAUAGAUAUUUCUUGAGAUGUGGUGUUGCUUCAACUUUGCUCCAUUGCCCUCAGGGCCACAGAGAAAUAGUUUCUGUGAUAGGGGCUUUCCGAAAAAAGUCUUGUGGCGAAGAGGCUUCUUGCAUAAAGUCGUGCUUGCACCAGUGAGUAAAGUUAGACAGAAGUUUGAUUAAAGCAUAACUGCAAUAUGUAAUUCAUUCAAAGGCGUGGCGCAGAUUUUUAACUUGCAAAGGAAAUGCCCUGUAAAUAAAUAGAGCCUAUAGUGAGUGUUAAAUAUACUAUGUAUGUAUUAUGCUUCUGCAUCUCUGAUUGUCUUUUUUUUUUUUUUUUCCGCUUAAAAUGUUGAAUAAUGACGAGUUUCUCUUCAAUUAGAAAGUUUUGUUCAAUUUUGUA